Molecule: messenger RNA, 4893 nt
Organism: Vespa crabro (European hornet)
Lineage: Eukaryota; Metazoa; Arthropoda; Insecta; Hymenoptera; Vespidae
Product: glycerophosphocholine phosphodiesterase GPCPD1
Exons: 15
Coding region: 387-3023 (878 amino acids)
Biological process (GO): glycerophospholipid catabolic process
Molecular function (GO): glycerophosphocholine phosphodiesterase activity; starch binding
Source: RefSeq, a predicted model, not a curated record
AAAGGAAAGAAGAACGAUCACCAGUCAGUGACGCCAUUUCCAGAUAUCCGCCACGUUGCCAAAUCGAAUGUCGUUCAACUCAUGUUAGUAUCUGGCAAAAAAAAAAUUUAUCAUUUAUGCAAUGCACGUUCUCUCGUAUGUCGAAAUAAUAGUGUUGUGUUGUCAGGAUAAAAUCAGUUAUGUUGAAUUUUAUUAAAAACACGAGGUGCCUGGGUUGGGCCUUCGUGAAAUAACACGAAUUAACUUAAACCAAACACGUUCAAAUAACAUCUCAUCGAAAAUUUCUUGGUUAAUACAGAGAAUAUUAGCUGAUCUCUCAAUUGAACACAUCUUGAAACACAGAAAAUUGAAAGAGAACAAUUGAGAAAAAAGAUAAAGAUAGUAAUAUGCAGCGGAUGUGGUUUAUAGAAAACAAAGAAGAGGAGGAUAUCAAACGACUAGAGGCAACGUCUAAAGGUACUUCUAUCAACGUGACGUCUGAGGAUAUUUCAUCCACCAUGAAGGAUUUAAAGAGAGAUUGGAUUUUUAGAGUACAGGUAUUGGGUUUGGAAAAAAAUGAAUGUUUAUAUGUCGUUGGAAAUUUACCAGAAUUAGGGGCAUGGAAUCAUAAUCAGGCAAUUCAAAUGUUCCAAGAGCACAAUGCUCAAGAUGCUUCGUUACUUUUUGAUAGUAAGAAUAAUACCACCGAGUGUUAUAGUAAUGAUAAACCAACAGAAGCAGGAGAUAAUAUUUAUCAUGAGAUAGAUAAAUAUAAAUAUUUCAGAGGACAGACGUUUUCUCAAAAGGUUGCAUUACCCGUUGAUGCAGAAGUGGAUUAUCGAUAUUUUAUUGCCGUUAUAUGUCAAUCCAAUGGUACUAAGAAUUCAGCAAAGACUCUUAUUAUUCGCAAGUGGGAAACACAUAUGAUAUCUCGUCACAUUAAGAAAAAUGUACCUAGUAACUUUGUGAAUGAUACCUUGCCAGAUCCAGAAAUAUUUGGUUGUCAUAAUGGUUAUUGUAAAGUUGAACGUGGUUGGCUUACGGAUGAAACUGUGAUACAAUUUAAAAUUUUUGAUAAUCCAAUUAAAUUAUGGAAACAUCGAUUGCAAAAUAGAAAAGUUAAUAUUAAGAUGACUCCAGUAAAUUUAGUUAGGCAACACUCCUUAGAAUUACAACAAUUUGGAAAUGAGUGUAUAGAUGAUAGUCUUUCUAUGGAUACACAAGACAUUAUUGAUCAACCUGCUUUUAGUAUUACAGAAAUUGCUGUGAUGAACGAUGAAGAAGCACACUUCAAAUGCCAGGAACAAUUUGGUCGAGCUUAUAAAGAAGACGAGUGUAUUAUCUUCAAUGUUGCUGUUCGUUAUCCUGAAACUGUUGCAUAUUUAGUGGACUACUACGUAUACAGUUCAAGGACUUUCCCAGGUGAACCACCAAAUCAUAUUGGAUUCAGUUACAUCUUACCUAGUACAUUGCAAUCCAGUGUUGGGAUCCUGACAGUGCCGAUUACUAGUACAAAACAUAGACCAAUUGGACAAUUAACAGUCGAAUAUGUUGUUAUAAAAUCAAUACCGAAUUAUCCAUGGGAUAUGAGUAUUUCAUAUGCAAAACAUUGGGAACAAAGAUGGUCUGGUUUGGAUGUUGGUCAUAGAGGACUUGGUACUUCAUUUAAAUUUGAAACAAAAAAUUGUGCUAACGUGAGAGAAAACACUAUAGCGUCUUUAAAAACUGCAGCAUAUCAUGGCGCUGAUAUGGUAGAAUUUGACGUUCAAUUAUCGAAAGAUUACGUACCAGUUAUAUAUCAUGACUUUUAUGUAUCAAUUUCAUUAAAACGUAAAAAACAAAUAGAGGCAAUGGACACACUGGAGAUACCGGUUAAGGAUCUAACUUUAGAACAACUUCAUUUAUUGAAGGACCUUUAUUACCCGGGCGACUCGUUGGGUAAGGUGCUGUAUUUCGUUGAUAAAAGUGAGCAGGGGGUUAACCAACUGGUUUAUCAUGUCGCAGAAGGUCGAGAAAAAAUUCCUCGAUUUUUUGACGAAGAUUUGGAAGAUCAUCAACCCUUUCCUACACUUCAAAGUGUACUACUUGAGUUAGAGCCGCAUGUUGGAUGCAAUAUUGAAAUAAAAUGGACCAUGCAAUUAAAAGAUGGUACAUUUGAGCUUAAUCAUCCAUUUGAUCUAAAUAUGUAUCUGGAUACAAUAUUGAAAGUUGUUUUGGAAUAUGGGGAUGACAGGAAAAUAGUUUUUUCAUCCUUCAAUCCUGAUAUUUGUGCUAUGAUACGUCUGAAACAGAACAAAUAUCCAGUUGUAUUUUUAACACAAGGGAUAACUUCGAAGUAUCCGACUUAUCAUGAUCCCAGAUGUCAAACAGUACCAAUGGCUAUAAGACACGCAUUGGCGGCAGAUAUUUUAGGAAUUAAUGUUCAUACCGAGGAUAUACUUAGAGAUCCUUCCCAGGUAAAAUUGGUGAAAGAUGCUGGUUUAAUCAUCUUUUGUUGGGGCGAUGAUAAUAACGAUAAGGAUACUAUUCGUCAUCUUAAAAAACUUGGCCUACAUGCGGUCAUAUAUGAUAAAAUUGAUGUAUAUAAUUCGAAAGAUGUUAAAGAAAGUAUAUUCUUAGUCGAUGCAAGGGAAAGUCAAAAGGCAUUAAUAGCUUUGGCUCAGUCUAGUCAAACGGCUAAUACGACACAAAAUUCUAUUUCUGGUGGUCCGAUUAAUAUGGAUUAUAGCAAUGAAAAGGAAUAUCUUUUAAAUUUGGAAAAGACAAGAAAUUUAUUAUCGACAUCAACGGCAACAUCCGUUUCGUGCCUCAAUAAUAAAAGCAAUACCAGUGGGGAUAGUAUAUCUACGAUUAAAGUGCCAUCGUCUUGUCAAUCUUCAGAAAAUAAUGAUAUUAGUGAAAUUACCAAAGAUUUUAGCGUAUGUGCAAAAUCAUUUGGACACACGAACAAUACUAGAAAUAUUUCUGAUAUAAUGAGUGGUGGUCAGACCACAGCCUUACCCGAAGCCUAUGGAGAAGAUGAAUCAGCGAAGGAUUGCCUUUGAUGUUUCUCUUUUAAAAAUACUUUUGUUUCCUGGUUUUGAUGCAUCAAGGCAGCAUACUUGGAAUAGGAUUACCAUUAAAGGAACAAGAAAGAUAACAACAAUUUUAUGAAUAAUUUCGUAAUUAAUAUAUCGAUUUCCUACAAUGGUUGUAGUACAGAGGCUAAACCUUUCUUCGGGUUUCUUAUCAAUUUUUUUUUUUUCCUUAUCGUGUUUGCUUUACAUUAAAUUAAUUUAUAUAACCGUGUGUAUAUAUAUAUAUAUAUAUAUAUAUAUAUAUAUAUAUAUAUAUAUGUAUGUAUGUAUGUAUGUAUGUAUGUAUAUAUAUAUAUAUAUAUAUAUAUAUAUAUAUAUAUAUAUAUAUAUGAAGAAUAUGUAUAGUCAAAACCAAAAUUUUACUUUGACAUUAGUUGGCCUGUUGGGUUCCUAUAAUUACUGGAUUGUUUCAAUCAAUUAAUUGUCAAUUUUAUUCGUCCUCUUUAAACGUACCACCAAGAAUGCUAAAUAUAUAUUAAAAAGAAAACAAUAAAUAAAUGAAUAAAAAAAAAAAAAAAAAAAAAUAAAAAAUAAAAAAUAAAAAAAAAUAAAAAAAAAGAAAAGAAAAAAAUGAAACAAAAAUAAAGAAAAAGAAAAAAAAGAUAUAAUAAUAUGCAAUGGAAUUUACAAAAUAUUUUUAAAUAUUUUUAUAUAACUUUUCACUGCUUUCAUGAUAGUAAUCACAUCAGUUUUUUACAGAACGCAAUAAAAAUUUAUAUUGCAAUAGUCAUGUCUUCCAUGCAACAAUGUAAUGCAUCAAUAAGAUGAUUUUACUGUUAUCUCAUAUAAUUUAAAUACUCUUAAAACAAAUUUAGUCAAUUAUAAUAACGUCACAAUAAUUAGAAAGCAUUUUGCGAAGCAAUCAAAUAUUUUAAUUCUAUAUUAUAAAAGUUAUCCCAAUGUAAUAUUUUACAUUGCAAUAAAUGAAUAAUAAUAUUCGUUGUAAUAUCAUGAUAUUCAUCGAGAAUACUCAAUUGCAUAUAUAGCAUCAAUGUAUAUUAUACAAUUGAUAUAUUCGAUUGCUUUGUCCGUUUAUGAGAAAGAAUAUAUUAAGAUUUGACCUAAUUGCAGUGAAAAGUAGUAUAAUAUAUUAAAAGAUAAAUCUUAUAUCAGAUUGGUUUAUUAACAAAAUUGUCUGGUUCACAUUUGGCCCGUCCUCAUUCUAUAUUUAUAUGUAUAUAUAAAUAUAUACAUAUACAUAUAUGUAUAUAUAUAUAUAUAUUUAUAUAUUUAUAUAUAUGUAUAUAUUUUAUUUGUGAGAAAACAAAAAAAAAAAAAAACAAAAAAUAAACAAAGACAAAUUCUUGUCAAAACGAAUUCAAUUCUAACAUAAACAUUUAUCGUUGUUAUCGGAUUGUCAUUAAGCACAGUAAUUAAAAGUGAACCAAACAUGCUGACAACGUUCCUUUCUGGUUUUUUAUAGUAAAAUCGAUAAUAACAUACGUGAGGAUAUAUAAUAAUAAUGAGAAUGCAAUUUUUAUAUUGCGAAUAUAAUUAAUACCGUCUGUUCAUCAAUAUUAUGACGGAUUUUUUAUACGGGACUCAUUUUAUUAAUCAUUCAAAAUAUUUAUUAUAUUAAAAAGGACAUUUUAUAAAUGCUAAUAAUGAGAGUCCGGCAUUGUCGGUAAAGAAUAAUCCUAAUUUCUAGUAAAAUAUUGUGAUUAGCGGGAUGAUAGGUAGGGAUGCAUAAGGCGGGAGUUUAAGUUGUUAGUACAAAUAUUUCUAGAUAUAUUUUUAUUUAAAUAAUGAAAAUUAUGUUACUCCAUUUUUAUUCAAGAAAAACAUAAAUUCUUUUUUUUUUUUUAUUUUUUUAUUUUUUUUUUUUUUGAAGUAAAAA